GGCUCAAGCCAGGUACCAACGAGUCCUCCCCUGGGUUGGAGCCGGCAGCCCCCGCCGGCGGGCGUGUCGGCCAUGGCGCUGCUCGCGGAGCCGGCGGCCGAGGGCGAGGAGGCCGCACGCGUCCCGCCCAGCGUGCGGCCCUCCUUCGCGGCCGACGCUGGGCCUCCCGGCCCCGGCUUCGGGCCCUCCGACGCGCCGCCGGGCCCCCCGCCGCCCCGGCGCGCGCCCCCGCAGGAGGCGCCGCCCAGCGGGCCCUGCGCGGAGCUCCUCGGCCUGUGCGGGGUGCACCUGCAGCUGCUGGGGCGGCUGCUGGCGGCGGAGGAGGCGCCCCGCGAGGUGGCCGUUGCGAUGUUUGCGAGGAGCAGCGGCGCGCUGGAGCGUGCGCUGGCGGGGGCCGGCGGCGCCGCCGAAGAGGCGGUCUCGCUGAGCCCGCUGGACCCGCAAACGCCAUGGUCCAAGGCCUCGCGGCGGAGAUACUCCAACGCCUCCGCGCCGCCCAGCCCGCCGCUCUCGCCAGCGGGAGCAAAGUGUGCGGCCACCGCCUCCGUGGCCUCUGUGCCGUCGGACCUCGAGGCGGAGAAGUCGAGGGACAUCAUCGAGGCGCUCGCGAGCCAGGACGUGCUGGCGUGGGACCAGCACCAGCACGGCCUGGGAAAGCACGCCCGGCGGGUGAGGGACGCCAUGAACAGCGCGUGGCUGGAGACGUUCUGGCUGGCGUGCAUAGUCAUCAGCUCGGUGUUCGUGGCCAUCGAGGAGCAGUACAGGGGCAGCCUUUUGGGCAAUCGUUUCGGCUGGUACGACGAGAUGGGCUCCAGGACCGAUCCGGAGCUGGAGGGCACUCUGCUCGCAGUCGAGAUUUGUUUUGCUAUUCUAUUUACAAUUGAGGUAAGUCUGCGGAUGAUCGCUAUGGGAUCCAAGUUCUGGUCGGAUUGGAAGUGCGUUUUGGAUUUGUUGGUUGUAGUUGCCACAGAUAUUGCAAUGGUUUUGGACCAACUGGUUACAGUCAGUUUUAAUCUUCAAGUUGUCCGUUUGCUGCGUUUAACUAGAGUGAUGCGCGUUAUCCGAUUGACGAGGAACAUUGCCCACUUUGAGUCCGCGACUGUGAUGGCAGCGGCUCUCAGAUCCUGCGUUGGCAGCGCGAAUUGUGUUAUUGUUAUUUUUUCCACGGCGCUGACUUUGUUGGCACUGCUCAUGACAAGGAUCAUGCGCGACGCGUACUUGGGUGACGGCUCUCCUUUGGACCAGGAUCAGAAGUUGCAGGUGUGGCUUUAUUUUGGCACGUACACACGGAGCAUGAUGUCGCUGUUCGAGCUCGCCCUGGCAAAUUGGCCAGAAAUUGGACGUUUCCUCCAGGACGAAGUCCAUGAAGGGUGGAUGACCUUUGUGAUUCUCUAUAAGCUGACAGUGGGUUUUGCAGUAGUUGGCAUAUUGAACGCUGUUUUCAUGCAAGAGACAUUUACGGCGAUAGAGAUGGACAACAGCAUAAUGGUGGAAAAGAAGAAGCGAGCUGACAGGACACAUCGAAAGAAGAUGGAGGCACUGUUCAAGCGCGCAGACAGAAAUGGAGACGGAUGUCUUGGCCGCCACGAGUUCGCGUUCAUCCUCACCAACCCCCUCAUCAGGAUGUGGCUCGCAUCGAUGAACCUGGACGUCAGCGACACCAAGCUCCUCUUCGACCUGAUCGACUCCGAGCACCCGGACGGCAAGAUCACCUCCGACGAGCUCAUCAGCGGGGUCGCCCGCCUGCGGGGCCCCGCGCGGUCCCUCGACGUGAAGGCGCUGCGGAUGCUGCUGGAGGGAGGCGGGGGGCGGCGGCGACAGCUCUCGCAGGCCGAGGACAUCCCCGCGCCCCGGCUCUAGGCCUUACCCGGCGCCCCCGAGGACCUGGCAGGGGCGGCGGGCAAGCCGCGGCGGGAGAGCCGCUGCCGGCCGCGCCCCAGCGCCAGGCCCGCCUCGGCGCACCCGAGAUCAUGGGCGCCCAGCGGGCGCGGAUUCCAGGCUCGGGGCCAGUUCCGCCGAGGAGGAGGAGGAG
Messenger RNA from Prorocentrum cordatum, 2032 nucleotides. The record is from the annotation of a GenBank genome assembly. Lineage: Eukaryota; Dinophyceae; Prorocentrales; Prorocentraceae.